AUGCAGCGGUCCGGGGCGCUCAGUACGCUCUCUGGGCGGGUUUUAGCCCCGCUGCCCGGCAGGGCUGGGGGAGGGGCUGGCUGGGGGGGGAAGCACGUGCAGCCUGCACAUUGCAACAGCUCCAGCUCCUGCAAAUUCUGCAGCUCCUGCAACUCCUGCAGCUCCUGCAACUCCUGCAGCAGCUCCACCAUCAUGUCCAAGACCGAAGAAGCCAAGAGGCUGGCCGGCCGGGCGGCCGUGGAGAACCACGUGCAGAAUAAUCAAGUGCUGGGCAUUGGAAGUGGCUCCACAAUUGUCCAUGCUGUGCAACGACUAGCUGAGAGAGUGAAACAAGAGAAUCUUAACAUCGUCUGCAUCCCUACCUCCUUCCAGGCUCGCCAGUUGAUCCUGCAGAAUGGUUUAACCCUGAGUGACCUAGAUCGGCACCCUGAGCUCGAUCUCGCCAUUGACGGUGCUGACGAAGUAGACUCUGACCUCAAUCUCAUCAAGGGUGGAGGAGGCUGUUUGACCCAAGAGAAGAUUGUAGCCGGCUAUGCCAAGCGCUUUAUUGUUAUUGCUGAUUACAGGAAAGAUUCGAAGAACCUCGGAGACCAGUGGAGGAAGGGAAUCCCCAUCGAGGUCAUCCCGAUGGCCUACGUGCCUGUGACCAGAGCGCUGGCCCGGAGGUUCGGGGGAGUAGCUGAGCUGCGUAUGGCGGUCAGCAAGGCGGGCCCCGUGGUGACCGACAAUGGGAACUUUCUCUUGGACUGGAAGUUUGACAGGGUGCACAAGUGGAGUGAAGUGAACACCGCCAUCAAAAUGAUACCAGGAGUGGUGGACACGGGGCUGUUCAUCGACAUGGCCGAGCGAGUCUACUUCGGGAUGGAAGAUGGCUCUGUGAGCAUGCGUGAGAGAACGACCCCCUGAUGCUGGCAGGACCCCUGGCCCAGCUUGGCCUUCGGACCCUCGCCGUGGAGGAGCCAUUUGGAGAAGCCGUUGCCUUAACGUGUUUGUGAUUAGGUGACCAGUUGCCCCCUGGGAAGUUACGUUUUUUGGGGGUCUUGGAAUGAUGUCAAAUUCCGUUUUUUUUUUAAAGAAAAUUCUAUAAGUAUAUAUAUAUUUUUUCUAUCAAGAAUGCUGUCUUUUUCUUUUUUUUUAAAGAUAUCCAUGAGGUAGAGCUUGACUUCCUGUUUUAUAUGAAACAUUACCAAAAAAACCACUUUUUAAAAACGUGACUUGAAUCUCCUGGUAGCUUUUUAGACUUUAUGGAGAGUUUGUCUUUUUGGCAGGGGGCAUUACAAUCCAACCCCCAGCUCAGAGUCUAAGUACACCAAGGGCACAACCAGGAUUAUAACCUGAUGCCUUAUUGGGACCUUUUAGGUUCUUUUUACUCUUUUCACUUUUCCUCCCUUUGUGCUUGUGGUUUUUACAUUUUAUUACGUUUUAAUGGAGCACAAUAUCUAGAACUUCAAAAGUGCUUGGAGCAAAGCAAUGCAAGCCACAGUUGCUACCAAACAGCAACAACUGGGAGACGAGACCACUAGUCUGAGGUGAUUGUCAAAGCCGGGUGCCACCUUCUUGCCUAGUAUGACUGCAGAGCAGCAAAGCACAGCUAUGAGAGACGUUUAAAACCACCUUUUCCUUUUAAGCACUGUCAUUGUUUUGCCACACAAGUUUCUCGGGCUUGCACAGUCUCCAGCCCCGGGAGUCAAGUCAUCUGUUUGUAUUCUCAGUGUUGGAAUAAAGCAACUUGGUGCCA
This is a messenger RNA of Tachyglossus aculeatus (Australian echidna), 1738 nucleotides long. It is a transcript of the gene RPIA, whose product is annotated as ribose 5-phosphate isomerase A. Gene Ontology annotation, biological process: D-ribose metabolic process; pentose-phosphate shunt, non-oxidative branch. NCBI's taxonomy places the organism in Eukaryota, Metazoa, Chordata, Mammalia, Monotremata, Tachyglossidae. The transcript is spliced from 9 exons. Gene Ontology annotation, molecular function: ribose-5-phosphate isomerase activity. The coding region runs from base 1 to 906 and encodes 301 amino acids. The record is from RefSeq and is a predicted model, not a curated record. Gene Ontology annotation, cellular component: intracellular membrane-bounded organelle.